CGUUCCCGGGGAGCCCAAUCUCCCGAAGCAGCGCGGGGGGCGCGGAGACUCCGCGGCUGUGCGGGCGGGGCGGGCGCGGCCGGAGCGGGCGGAGCGCUGCUGCUGCUCCUGCUUCUGCUGUUGGUGCUGCUGCUGCUGCUGUGGGGGCGGCGGGACUGCCGCGCCGGCUCCGCUCCCGGCAGCGCAAACUGCGCCCGGCAGCUCCGCCCUUCCCUCCCCGCCGCCCGGCGCUGCUGGAGCGGCUGCCCCCGGGAUCGCCGCGGUCCGCGGUGCCAGGAAGCUGCGGCUCCGCGCUCCGCCCGCAGAAACUUUGCCCGGCGCUCAAAGGGGAAGGAUGGAGCCCGGAGAGCCCGCGGCGGCGCCCCUCAACUUGUCCCGAGCCGCGGCAGAGACGCCCCGCGGGGAGUUCAACCUGUCCGGGCUGCCGGAGGCCGAGGGGAAGCCCCUCUUCGGCAUCGGCAUCGAGAACUUCAUCACCUUGAUCGUCUUCGGUUUAAUCUUCACCCUGGGGGUGCUGGGCAACACCCUGGUGAUCACGGUGCUGGCGAGGAGCAAGCCAGGCAAGCGCCGGAGCACCACCAACAUCUUCAUCCUCAACCUGAGCAUCGCGGACCUGGCCUACCUGCUCUUCUGCAUCCCCUUCCAGUCCACGGUCUACGUGCUCCCCACCUGGGUGCUGGGAGCCUUCAUCUGCAAGUUCAUCCACUACUUCUUCACCAUCUCCAUGCUGGUGAGCAUCUUCACACUCUCGGCCAUGUCUGUGGACCGGUACGUGGCCAUCGUGCACUCCCGACGCUCCUCAGCCUUGCGAGUUCCCCGCAACGCAAUGUUGGGUGUGGGGCUCAUCUGGGCACUCUCCUUUGCCAUGGCCUCGCCUGUGGCUCACCACCAGCGCAUCUUCCACCGUGAAACCAGCAACCAGACAUUCUGCUGGGAGUUCUGGCCCAACCCACGCCACAAGAAGGUCUACGUGAUAUGCACAUUUGUCUUCGGAUAUCUGCUCCCACUGCUGCUCAUCUCCUUCUGCUAUGCCAAGGUUCUUAAUCAUCUGCAUAAGAAGUUGAGAAACAUGUCAAAGAAGUCAGAAGCAUCCAAGAAAAAGACAGCACAGACUGUGUUGGUGGUGGUAGUGGUUUUUGGCAUCUCCUGGCUGCCUCAUCAUGUGAUCCAUCUCUGGGCUGAAUUCGGAGUGUUCCCGUUGACUCAAGCCUCCUUUCUCUUCAGGGUAACUGCACACUGCCUGGCUUACAGCAAUUCUUCUGUGAACCCAAUCAUAUAUGCAUUUCUAUCUGAAAAUUUUAGGAAGGCCUACAAACAAGUCUUCAAAUGCCAGAUUGGUAAUGAGACACUUCUGAAUGAUGCUAAGGAAAAUAAAAGUCGGAUAGAUACACCACCCUCUACCAAUUGUACCCACGUGUGA
Messenger RNA from Cinclus cinclus, 1420 nucleotides. RefSeq names its product galanin receptor 1 (gene GALR1). Gene Ontology annotation, biological process: negative regulation of adenylate cyclase activity; G protein-coupled receptor signaling pathway; positive regulation of cytosolic calcium ion concentration. The transcript is spliced from 3 exons. Lineage: Eukaryota; Metazoa; Chordata; Aves; Passeriformes; Cinclidae. Gene Ontology annotation, cellular component: membrane. Gene Ontology annotation, molecular function: galanin receptor activity. The record is from RefSeq and is a predicted model, not a curated record. Bases 335 to 1420 code for a protein of 361 amino acids.